GCUACUGGAAGGAAGACGGCACGGCCAUGGCUGCAGCCGCUCGCGCCCGUGUCGCGCACUUGCUGAGGCAACUGCAGCGAGCAGCAUGCCGGUGCCCAACUCAUUCUCAUACUUACUCCCAAGCUCCUGGAUUUGCACCUUCUGGGAAAUCAACAGAUUAUGCCUUUGAGAUGGCCAUUUCAAAUAUUAGAUACGGAGCAGGAGUUACAAAGGAAGUGGGAAUGGACCUACAAAACAUGGGUGCUAAAAAUGUGUGUUUGAUGACAGAUAAGAACCUCUCCCAGCUCCCUCCCGUACAAAUGGUUAUGGAUUCCCUAGUGAAGAAUGGCAUAAAUUUUAAGGUUUAUGAUAAUGUGAGGGUGGAACCAACUGAUAGAAGCUUCAUGGAAGCUAUUGAGUUUGUCAAAAGGGGAGCUUUUGAUGCCUACGUUGCUGUCGGUGGCGGCUCCACCAUGGACACCUGUAAAGCCGCUAAUCUGUAUGCGUCCAGCCCUCACUCUGAUUUCCUAGAUUAUGUCAAUGCCCCCAUUGGGAAGGGAAAGCCUGUGUCUGUGCCUCUGAAGCCUCUGAUUGCAGUCCCAACUACCUCAGGAACUGGGAGUGAAACUACGGGAGUUGCCAUCUUUGACUAUGAACACUUGAAAGUAAAAACUGGCAUUGCUUCCCGAGCCAUCAAACCCACACUGGGACUGAUCGAUCCUCUGCACACCCUGCACAUGCCUGACCGGGUGGUUGCCAACAGUGGCUUCGAUGUGCUUUGCCAUGCCCUGGAGUCCUACACUGCCCUCCCCUACCACAUGCGGAGCCCCUGCCCUUCAAAUCCUAUCACCCGGCCAGCAUACCAGGGCAGCAACCCAAUCAGCGACAUUUGGGCAGUCCAUGCACUUCGGAUCGUCGCUAAGUAUCUGAAGAGGGCUGUCAGAAACCCUGACGAUCUUGAAGCGAGGUCUAAUAUGCACUUGGCAAGUGCUUUUGCUGGCAUUGGCUUUGGAAAUGCUGGUGUUCAUCUGUGCCAUGGAAUGUCUUACCCAAUUUCAGGCUUAGUGAAGACAUACAAAGCAAAGGAUUAUAAUGUGGAUCACCCACUGGUGCCUCAUGGCCUUUCUGUGGUACUCACCUCCCCAGCGGUAUUCACUUUCACAGCACAGAUGUCUCCUGAACGGCACCUGGAAACAGCAGAAAUACUGGGAGCUGACACCUGCACUGCCAGGAUCCCAGAUGCUGGGCCUAUUUUGGCAGACACACUCCGGAAAUUCUUAUUCGAUCUGGAUGUUGAUGAUGGCCUCGCUGCCAUUGGUUACUCCAGCGCCGAUAUCCCUGCAUUAGUGAAAGGAACGCUGCCCCAGGAAAGGGUCACCAAGCUUGCACCACGCCCUCAGUCAGAAGAGGAUCUGUCUGCUCUGUUUGAAGCUUCAAUGAAAUUGUAUUAAUAUUCAUUCUUACUGAAAGAAUUACCACUGGCCAUCAUAGUCCUGACAAGAGAAGCCAAGCUAGCCAGAACUUUGUCUUUUCAUCUCCACAUAUAACAUACCUGUUACCAGUCUGAAUGUGUUAUAAAUUUAUCCUGCAGAAGAUUCCCUGAUGCUCAAAGUCAAGCUACUUCCAUAAAAUAGUGGGAAAAUACCCACUAUGUCGGACCUUGAGCGAGACUUUAGGGAUCCGUGUUCCUGUCCCAAACCCCACAGAUUGCCACUGCUCUAUUUAUCAAAUGGGCAAAAACUCAGUAUCUAUCAAAAACAUAAAUGCACAUAUCCUAUGCCCAGUAAUCCCCAGUCUAGAAAUUUAUCCUAUAGAAAUACUAGCACAAGUGUGUUAAGAAAUAUGGCAAGGAUAAACAAAUAAUACAUUAUGUUAAAAAAAAAGAGAGAGAGAGAGAAGAAGAAGAUAGUAGGAAGGGGAAAAUGAAGGGGGGAAAAUCGGAGGGGGAGACAAGCCAUGAGAGCCUAUGGACUCUGAGAAACAAACUGAGGGUUCUAGAGGGGAGAGGGGUGGGAGGAUGGGUUAGCCUCGUGAUGGGUAUUAAAGAGGGCACAUAUUGAAUGGAGCACUGCAUGUUAUACGCAAUGAAUCAUGGAACACUACAUCAAAAACUAAUGAUGUAAUGUAUGCUGACUAACAAAGUUAAAAAAAAAAGAAAUAUGGCAAGGAUGUUUCUGGCAGCACAUUUCCUAAUAAAAAAUCUGAAAGAACCUAAAUAUUCAUUAAUAGUAUAGAGAUAAAUAAAUCAUAGUAUAUUAAAUAAUGGAAUGCCAUAGUGCUAUAAGAAUGAGAUAAAUCUAUUGGAAAUAUGCCCAUGAUAUACUGCUAAAUUGGAAAAAAGCAGAACAAUUAUAUAUUUGUAUGGUCUGAUUUUUACUUAUUAAAUUAUAUAUAAAUAUAUGUCUAGAGAGAGAAAGGAUACACAUCAAAAUAUUAAAAGUUAUCACUGGAGGGGCGCCUGGGUGGCUCAGUCAGUUAAGCGUCUGCCUUCGGCUCAGGUCGUGAUUCCAGGGUCCUGGGAUCGAGCCCCACAUCAGACUCCUUGCUCAGCAGGGAGCCUGCUUCUCCCCUGCCUGCUGUUCCCCCUGCUUGUGCUUGCUCUCUCUUUCUCUCUCUCUCUCUCUCGUUCUGUGUCAAAUAAAUAAAAAAUCUUUGGAAAAAAAAUAAAAGUUAUCACUGGAGAAAUGGACUUUGGGGUAUAGAGAAUUAAGAGAAAAUAUUUCACUUUAUAUUUUAUACUUCCCAUUUUUAUUUCAUAAACAUCUGUAUUGUUUGGAUUUGUUACAAGCCCAUAUUUUCUGAUUUUAAAAGGGCCAAAAAAAAUAAAGGGGCCAGAGAACAGAGAAAAAUACCACUUUAUUGUUUUAGGUCAGAUUCAUCUUAAUUUAUAAAAAUACUAAUAACUAAUAUUUAAAGAUUAAAAUAGACCCAAAGAGGUAAAAUAUUAGGGACUGAUCCUCAAGUAAAUAGUUCUUUUGAGAAAAACACUAACAUCCUACAUGGUAAUUCCCUCUUUGGAAAGAUGUGUUCGGUGCUCAAAAUAAAUUAACUCAAAAGCAAGCAGUGUUGUAGUUUAUAGACUUCAGCCUUGCAAGUAGAAUCUAAGUAGCAUAAUCUCUGUUAUCCCCAGCCUGCAAAAAUUUCUACAGCUCAUUUCUCCUCAUAAACGUUACCACACUGAUUUUUUUUUUUGCCUGCUCCAGCUUUGGAAGUCUGGAUCUCAGUGUACUUGUGGAUUUAUUCAUGUUUUAAACUGAAUUAAAGUUUUAAUUGAAUAAGUAAUGUAUAUAUAAUUACAUCAGGAUUUUAAAAAACGGAAGAGAAGUGCAUUACUUGCCUUCAAACUGGCCAGGCCCACUUUAUCUGUAUCAAGGUCUUUAUUUCCUUGAGAUCUUUUAAAUAACAUUGAGAUAAUGUUUAUAGAGGUUUCUCUAACUUUAUAAACAUAAAAUGUGGUCAGUACCAAAAACUGGUAAUACAAACACAAAAGAAAAUAUCUGAUCAUAUUGCACCAUCCAGAAGACAGCCACUAUUAAAAAUUUGGUUUAUGUUUUUUUAUUAUAUGCAUGAAUAUAUUUUUGACAUGGAAAUGAUAUCAUUAGGGUAUAGUUUUAAUUCCUACAGAACAUUCAAAUUAUUUAUACCAAGUACCCAAAAGGCAAGCUUAGGACAGUACCAAAAGAAUUUCAGUUAUAUCUUACAGACCACAUCUAGCUAAAAUUCCCUCCAGCAUUUCAAGAGUAUCAUGGGUUUUGAAAGCAGAAGCUGUGUGAUUGAGCGUACAGCUAAACUCUCUGCCAGUCUGAGAUCCUUCAGGAAACUUUAGUAAAAGUUGUUAAUGUCUCAAAAUACAUUUGGCACAGCAAAAACGUAUGUGUCUCCCCAUCAACCCACCCUCCCAAAAAGUCCAGGUAAGUUCUAGAAAUUCUACAAGGUGAUGUAGCAUCAUUAGAACGGCAUUAGAUUAGGGGUCAAGGGCCGUGGGCUCCACUCCAGUCCCUUAGUCUUUCUUGGGCUUUACUGUAUUCAACCAAGGCCUCUUCCACUUUGAAAAUGCUAUGCCUAGAUUUUAUGUACUCCAUAGUCCUUAAUGUGUGAUUUUGAGUUUGGGAAAUGUAAUGUAAAAUAAUUUGAGACAUAAAAAUGCAUUCUUGAUCUCUCUUAAAUGUUCGAUGCCUUUACUACCAGUAGCCAGAUGUCUAAAUGUGACUCACCCGGAGGAGUGUUUGGUAUUCAUACUGAUGAUGACUCUGUAGAGAAGGAUUUAAAGGUCAGGCAUGAAGAAACAGAUUUAGGAAGGCUUCAUGUUUUUUAUCUUAAUACCCAUCAUGUUGGUCCUUACAAUUUGAGAAUAUGGAAAAGAUGUGUUUCUUGACUUACCAGCUAUUAAAAGAAUGUGAGAUAAGAAAUUCAGCCCAUUUCUGUAAACCAAACACUUCGAUAUUUCUGAGACAAGUGCAUUUUUCUAAGUCAAAUCCUAUUUUUUAUUGAUUACCUUUAAAAGACCAAAAAGUUUUCAAGGGUUAUAGCU
Mirounga angustirostris (Northern elephant seal) is the source of this 4510-nucleotide messenger RNA. It is a transcript of the gene ADHFE1, whose product is annotated as alcohol dehydrogenase iron containing 1. The coding region runs from base 27 to 1430 and encodes 467 amino acids. Gene Ontology annotation, molecular function: metal ion binding; alcohol dehydrogenase (NAD+) activity. The record is from RefSeq and is a predicted model, not a curated record. The transcript is spliced from 14 exons. Gene Ontology annotation, cellular component: mitochondrion. NCBI's taxonomy places the organism in Eukaryota, Metazoa, Chordata, Mammalia, Carnivora, Phocidae.